AGUUUCAAAUGCAUCACAUCUUUCAGUUACAGAGGCUUCUGCAGCAAUGUCCAUUGCUACUUAAAGAAAGCAAAUGGAGCCUUGGUUUCUGUGUACAUGUAUUUGAGUACUGUAAAGUUUGCAAGAGAGCCCUCCAAACUUCCCACAGCCUUGUAUCAUCUGUAACAGGGUCUCUGGUUUUUGCCAUGUCAUCUGACAGCCACCAGCUCCACACCCACUGCUACCAGGACUCACUAAGUUCUCCUUGUCACAGUCUCUUGAAUGUCAACAGUCACCCCCUGUCCAAGAGCUCCUCAAAUCUGGCCUGUAUUGGGAGUUUAGAGGAAAGGCAAAAUAAGCAGGAGCUGAAGAAAAGCCAUAGUAGCACCAUCUGCCAUAUCCUGGAAAACAGGAGUGAUGCAAGGAGUGUGCAGAGUCCUGGAUGGUCCUCCUCACAGCCUGGGAUGAUGGGGCUUGGAUCAGAGGUCCCAGCCAUAAAUGACCAGUCAGUCAAUGACCAUUCCGAGGGAAGAACUAAGAAUACAAACCAUGUACUUGUCACUGAACAGUCCUCAGCAUCCUGGGCAGUGGGGGACACUAAGAUGUGUGUGAAGAGCAGCACUGCUGAGAAUGUUUCUUCAGCCUGCUUUGUUCACCAGCAAGGCAUGUGUGAAAUGGAAGAAUCAGGAAUGGCCCUUCAGAGAAGCCACUCAGACCUAACCUGCAGCUGCAAACAGCAGACUCAUGUCACUCACAUAGAAACCAGUGCUGCUCACCCCAGCCUAAGCUCUUCUGGCUGCAGGCAUGGUCCACCAGUGGCUGGGAUGCCUUUCCAAACACAGAGAUAUGGAUCAGAAACAAAUCAAAACACAUCUCACUAUCAAAACCUUGUGACUCAUCUUCCUGUCCUACCUAGAGACCAACAAGUACCCACAAAUACCUUUGACAGUGGCAGUAUUCCACGUAACACUACUGUUUACACAGAUCCUGGCACAUUUCACACUGCUGUUCUAGGACCCCACAUGCCUGGAAACAGUUUCCCAAACAGGACAACGUUCAGUCAAGCCCCUGGGAUUAUUCAUGGUGGUCUGACUUAUGGUAAUAUUCCCAACUCUGCCUACUCCCCCAUGGUGAUGACAGUUCACAACAACUCAGUGGGGCCCUGCAGUCUUAGGCAGGACACCUUGAAGGCAGAUGCCACCAUCCCAGCCUAUUGCCACUCCUUGCCCAUCCCAUCCAUCCAGCUCAUCCCACGGUUGGUGUGCUCCGUCAGUGAGACAGGAAAAGAGCAGGCAGCACCUGGCUACUUUCAUUCCUUUUCUGCUUCAGACAUUCUGACAUAUCCUAAGCUGGUCUCUUCAGUAAGUGAAUCAGGCCUGGAUGCCAAGAAAAUCCUGAAGUGCUGUAACGUUCCUGGAGAACAACUGCAACCUGCUCCUCAGGAGAGAGCUCCUCCAGAAGCCGAGGCUGCCUGUGUUGCUCUGAGCAGCCAGCAAGGUGCAGACAUGGUAGUGACAACUAAGGAUAUGUGGACUAUGACCUCUAUGAAUGACAUAACCAAAGGCCUGAAACCGGCUCUGGAGCGCAGAGAUGCCGAGGUACAAACUCUUCCAACCAUGGAAUGCAAAUCAGUGGCAACGAGCCCAGCAGCUGCAGCAGAAGGUCACUCUCAUGUGUUCCCAGAGGUGAACCUGGAGCAGGGCUUGGAGGCCCCCAAAUCUCCAGUUCGUGAAGUGAGAUGGGAUGAUGAAGGAAUGACGUGGGAAGUGUAUGGGGCAUCUGUGGAUCCAGAAGUCCUCGGGGUAGCCAUUCAAAAACAUCUCGAGUUUCAAAUAGAACAGUUCCAGACAGAGCCUGCUGAGGCAGCUGGGAAAAGUAAUAAGGAGCCACGCACUGAAAAAACUGGGAAGAAAAGGCCUUUCAGAACAAUGAUGCAUUCCCUGAGAUAUCCAAGCUGCUGUGCUCGCUCCAGUACUGCAGUGGAGUGAGCACAGCUGUAGGGUGCAGCACAGCUGUGCUGCUUUUAAACUGUACAUAAAUGCUGACUCUUAAGUGUUAACACAGUAUAUGUGGACAGCCCACAUCAGGAUGAGUGGGAAAAGUUCAGUGAUCAUCAAUAUACCUUAAAGCAAGGAGAAGUCCAUGGCUGGACCAUAUAAGAGAAAACAUAAGAUUAUACUUAAAUAAUGCCAUCCAAAUGCUCUUGACUGUAUUUAGUGUAGCACUGUUUCCUUCUAUGUUAGUUUUAAAUUAUAUUGUAAGGAAUGGAAUUUCUUUUUUAAUGAUACAUCUUUUUGAAAUAAUGAUUACUUUUUUUCUGUAUUUUAAUAAUUUAGAUUUAGUAAAAAUGCUUUAAUCAAAGUUCUUAGCUUUAAAUCAAAUUCCCUUAAAUUGUUUUGGCAGCUGUUUUGCUGUUAAUUUAAUAAUCCUGACUAUAAGCCCACUUUAACUGUAGACAAAAUAACAAACUUGUGUAAUGUUCUAUGACAAAGAAUUGUAACUUUUUUCUACAUAACUGUGAAGUAAUUUUAGUGUUGCUAAUCUGAACUCGUCCCUUUGCAAGCUCACGUACAGUUGGAGGACACUCUUUCAACUUUCCAAUUAGUUUGCAGUUAUGAUGAAUUACACUCUAAAUAUCCAGAACUUAUGUUCACCAAGUGAUUGACACAAAUGUACAGUCUUACCAAAGAUGACUGAUGUAAUGUGAAUUACUUACUGAAAGCUUGUUUUAGAGACCUGAAACGGAAGCUGUUCAGAUUAGUCUGUGGCACCACCAUGCCCUACAACUCACAAGCAGUUUUGGUUUGCUUACAUUAAAAGUAAUUUCCAGUGAGUUCUUUUUAUGUGCAUCUAUCCUGAGCUGUGGUUGUUUGGCUCUUGCAUAAGCCACAGGGGACAGUUUGCAUGUAACCUUUGCCUGUCUUGUGUUCCCUCUCUGCUCUGACGUCAGGCAUCUGCUGAAAGUGAGACCUUGUGUCUUCCCCAAAGGACAGUCCUAAGGUUAUUCUGAGUGCCUUGGUCAUUUGGGCAGCUUAAAGAUUUAUUUUCUUCUAGAAACAACUUCACAAACAAGUUUUCAAUGAGAAACCUGUUAUGAUAGUGUAAUGCAGCUGUAGUGCAGGGCCUGUUUGAAGUAAAAGAUUUGUCAAAGAAGCUGAGAAUACUGUUUCUAGUGUCAUAUGUGCCUUUGGUGAAUGCCUAAGAUUCUUGGGGAAAUGAGAUGUGCAAUAUUUUUUUUAUGAGAGAGAAGAGAAACAUUCAUUUCUGUCUCAAAGGAAAACUUGCAGUGCCUGAGAACUUACUGCUGUGGAAUUGCUGACUCUUACUUUAAAUGUGUGGGGCUGUGCUUUGUUGGUUUGGUUUGGUUUUUGUUCCAGUAAGUUAACAGACUGAUGCCACAAUGUUCAUCUGACAUUUGCAUAUCAAGAGGAACCCCUGGUGAUUAGGACAGCUUUAAACAUUCAUCUAUAAAAUCCUUAAAUAUAGGAUCUCCUAGCUGGAAUGUCCUGUGAUUAAUUUAAUAAUGUAGAGUAGUUCAAGAUCAAAUUUUCACUCCUGGGCAAAGUGGGAUUUAACAGAGCUGGCUCCUGUGAAAUUCACCUUGUGUUCAGGAGGCUUCAUUUAGACCCUGGGACUUUGGCCUCAAAGAGGUCUGAGCUCAAAAUGAGUUUUAGACAAACCAAGUGUGAAGCCACUGGAAUAUAACGUCUUACUCAGGAUCUGCUAUAGCUGUGAGCAUCUAAGUUCUGCUAAUGAUUCGGGAUGUUAAAAGUCUUUUUAUUGAAGCUUUAAUAGGAAUAAGGAAGUAAUGAGUAACUAAAUAAAAUUACUCUGCUGUUAUUUAGAGUUUAGCUAAGCAGUUUCUGUACAGGCUUAUUUUAUGGUCCAGAAUAUUGAACAUUGAUUUUUUUUUCCUUUCUUCAAACAUUACACUUGGAGAAUUUUAAGCAUUAUAGUGGUAUAAAACCUUGUGCUGUCUGUUAGCUUGUCCUCGGGUGUGCAGGAGAAUUCAAGAUCUGAAGAGUCAAACUAAAACUUUAAAAUAGCAAGGGUACCUUCCUCCCAUGGCCAUUGUAAUCCAUACUUUGACAUGUGGAAAAACUGUAUUUUCCUUCCCACCCCUGCCAUUCCAAGCACCUCUCCAAAAUAAAGCCCCCAGCUGUAGGAAGAUGAUAUAAUAAGGUCAGUAUCAAACUGGUCAGAAAGAGAGAGUUUACAGAAGGGAUGGAAUAAUAUGGCAAAGUCUCUUGAAUUCUUCAUUGCAUUAUAAGACCUGGAACAAUUCUUGUAUUUCAUGCAGUUGUGGUGUCAAUUACUUAUGGUUUAUGCAUUGGUAUGACUUGCUACUACAGUCCUAAAUAUGAUUAUCAUUCCUGAUUGAGAAAAAUAAAUUACGAGUAAAGGCAAA
This is a messenger RNA of Passer domesticus (house sparrow), 4387 nucleotides long. It is a transcript of the gene GPRIN2, whose product is annotated as G protein regulated inducer of neurite outgrowth 2. Lineage: Eukaryota; Metazoa; Chordata; Aves; Passeriformes; Passeridae. Gene Ontology annotation, biological process: neuron projection development. Gene Ontology annotation, cellular component: plasma membrane. Bases 9 to 1967 code for a protein of 652 amino acids. The transcript is spliced from 2 exons. The record is from RefSeq and is a predicted model, not a curated record.